This is a messenger RNA of Funneliformis caledonium, 230 nucleotides long. The record is from the annotation of a GenBank genome assembly. NCBI's taxonomy places the organism in Eukaryota, Fungi, Glomeromycota, Glomeromycetes, Glomerales, Glomeraceae.
UAAUACGUGCACAACCAGGUUACGCUCCGUUUCCUCCACGGGCUCCUUCUGAUUGCGCGUUUUCAUUCAAUGAUAGUCAAGCUUUGAUAAAUACGACUACAGUGCUAUCUUCUAAUAACUGGUCGCAACGAAUAAACGGAAUGCCAGACGUCGGAAGAUGCUACAUGAUUGGCGUUCCUAAAAAGGGACAACUAGAAGUCGAUGAGCACUUCUAUGUUUUCAAUGCUUAA